UUGAUAAACAUUCAUACGAACUUUGUUAUUGAAGUAAAAAUAAACUUACAUUUGAAGUUAUUUUUAUUUUUAAUAGUAUAUAAUUUUUUAUUUGUGAUUAAGUGGAAAUCUCAACUAUAAUUAUCGAAUAUAACAAUAAUAUUCUUUAAUGUAAUUGCAAUAAAAUGUCUACUCGUGAAAUACUCACCUUACAAUUCGGUCACUAUGCUAACUUUGUUGGUACUCAUUUUUGGAAUCAACAAGAACUUAGUUUUGACUACACCGGAACUAAAAAGUCUGAAGUGAAUCAUGACAUCUUAUACCGAGAAGGGCAAUCGACUAGAGGUGAAGUAACCUAUACGCCUAGGUUACUUUUGGCCGAUUUGAAAUACUCACUAAAAACAUUACCUGCUAGUGGUGGUUUGUCUAAUGAUAGUGACAAUGAACAGAUACCAUGGGAUAAUAUAGAGAAAAUUGAGGAACCAGUGGCCGAGAAGAAUGACUACUUAAAUGAUAUUGACUCACAGGAAUCUUCUUCAGAACCAAAACAGUACAAUUUGGAUGAAGAUAUUAAGACAUGGACAGAUUUUUUAUAUCCCAGAUUUCAUUCUCGUUCCGUUAAUAUAGUUGAAGAAUAUAAACAUGGUAGUGAUAAUGAGAGUUUUGAUAUUUUCUGUUCUGGUAUUUCAAUAUGGAAGUCAAAUUAUGGAGAUGUAUUUAGUGAUAACAUAAGGAAGUAUGUAGAAGAAUGUGAUAGCAUACAAGGUUUCCAGAUUAACUUUGAUUGUACUGAUGGUUUUGCAGGACUUGCUUUAAGUUGUGUUGAACACUUAGAUGAUGAGUACACAAAGUCUAUAUUAGCUUAUCCAAUCAUUCCAUCAUAUUUUGCUGAUAAUAAACCAAGUACACAGGAAGAAAGAGAUCAAUCAAAUUUGAAAGAUUCAACAAGACUUGUUAAUAUUGCACUUUCUAUUCAAGAAUUAUCAGAACAUGCUUCUUUAUUUGUACCAAUAUGUACAGGAGAUAAAGGUUGGAGAAAGCCUGGCAGUCCAAGAGCAUUUGACCAUUUGAAUUAUGACCCCCAAUUAUAUUACCAUUCUUCUUCUUUACUAGCUGCAGCAUUGGACUCGCUCGGUCAGAAAUAUAGGCACAAAAGUAAUUUCUAUACAAUGUCUGAUAUCUGUGCUGACAUGUCAGGUUAUGGUAGAAAAAUGGCUGCUGCAUCAUUAGGUAUACCUUUCGCUAUUAAUGAAUCAGAAUACUUGAUAGACUACUUAAAUAAUACUACUAAACCUAUAUUCACUGCCCUAACACCAAGUUGUAAAAUUGCAACAGAUAAGAUAUUCCAAUUAGUAACUGUUAGAGGUAUCCCAGAAAAUUAUUUAAAACCACCCUUAAAAGAAGCAAAGGAUCAAAUUAAUUUACCUGCAUACCAGUGUAACAGUGUAAAAGAAAUGUUCCAGUUGUAUUUCCAAGCCAGUAAUUUUCUUUCUGCAACAAAUGUAACAGUAUGUAAACAGCCUUUUGAGCUGAAAACACCAUUCCCAAAGAUUUUAUCCAAUAAUCUCAAUAAAUAUGGUUUUCUGAAAAGUGACAACCGUCAAGAAGAUAUAGAAAGUUGUGCUGUUAUAGCUGGUUACCAUAAUGGUAAUUUCUUAGCUGAUAUGCUGGAAAAACUUCAUAGAGAAGUUAGUAGGAUAAAAUUUUCUAAAUUGCAUAAGUUUAAAGAAGAGGGCUUAGAAGCUACAGAUUAUUUAGAGAGAUUGGAUAAACUUUCAGAGUUCAAAGACAAUUAUGAAGAUGAAUUUGAAUUAUAAAUAUGUAAUGAAUUUGAUUACUAAUUUUGUAAUUUAAAAUAGUAUUCAUUUACAAAAUUAAUUGCUAGUUAUUUAUGGAAUAAAUAGAAAAUCUAGUGCCAGAGCAUCUACACAUACAUAUACUUAAAUUUACAAAUAAUACAAGAAGCAUAUUUUACAAAUCCUUCCUUCUACAAAAUUACUAAGAGACCAAAUGACUUUGUCAUUUCUCGUCAUCGUUGUCGUAAUAAACGACAGUUCUAAGUGUUCUAAGACGCUUUAAUUAUUUACUAAGUUUAUUUUCGACAAGUUGCUGCUGCUGCGAUAGUUCGGGACUACGAAAUGAAAUAACGUGCCUAAUAAAAUAUGACCAAUUUAUGUAUUUAACUUCAAAUA
Achroia grisella is the source of this 2171-nucleotide messenger RNA. It is a transcript of the gene mst, whose product is annotated as protein misato. Bases 165 to 1796 code for a protein of 543 amino acids. Lineage: Eukaryota; Metazoa; Arthropoda; Insecta; Lepidoptera; Pyralidae. Gene Ontology annotation, cellular component: cytoplasm. Gene Ontology annotation, biological process: mitochondrion distribution. The transcript is spliced from 2 exons. The record is from RefSeq and is a predicted model, not a curated record.